Molecule: messenger RNA, 4693 nt
Organism: Condylura cristata (star-nosed mole)
Lineage: Eukaryota; Metazoa; Chordata; Mammalia; Eulipotyphla; Talpidae
Gene: QKI
Product: QKI, KH domain containing, RNA binding
Exons: 6
Coding region: 20-868 (282 amino acids)
Biological process (GO): regulation of mRNA splicing, via spliceosome
Cellular component (GO): nucleus
Molecular function (GO): mRNA binding
Source: RefSeq, a predicted model, not a curated record
UAGCAGAGUACGGAAAGACAUGUACAAUGACACAUUAAAUGGCAGUACAGAGAAAAGGAGUGCAGAGUUGCCCGAUGCUGUGGGACCUAUUGUUCAGUUGCAAGAGAAACUUUAUGUGCCUGUAAAGGAAUACCCAGAUUUUAAUUUUGUUGGGAGAAUCCUGGGACCUCGAGGACUUACUGCUAAACAGCUCGAAGCAGAAACAGGAUGUAAAAUAAUGGUCCGGGGCAAAGGCUCAAUGAGGGACAAGAAGAAGGAAGAACAGAAUAGAGGAAAGCCCAAUUGGGAGCAUCUCAAUGAAGAUUUACAUGUCCUGAUCACUGUGGAAGAUGCUCAGAACAGAGCCGAGAUCAAGCUGAAGAGAGCUGUUGAGGAAGUGAAGAAAUUACUCGUGCCUGCAGCAGAGGGAGAAGACAGCUUGAAGAAGAUGCAGCUGAUGGAGCUUGCGAUCCUGAAUGGCACCUACAGAGACGCCAACAUUAAAUCACCAGCCCUUGCCUUUUCUCUUGCAGCAACAGCCCAGGCCGCUCCACGGAUCAUUACUGGGCCGGCACCUGUCCUCCCACCGGCCGCCCUGCGCACGCCUACGCCAGCUGGCCCCACCAUAAUGCCUUUGAUCAGACAGAUACAGACCGCCGUCAUGCCCAACGGAACUCCUCACCCCACUGCUGCGAUCGUCCCUCCAGGGCCUGAAGCUGGUUUAAUCUACACACCCUACGAGUACCCCUACACAUUGGCACCAGCUACAUCAAUCCUUGAGUACCCUAUUGAACCUAGUGGUGUAUUAGGUGCGGUGGCCACUAAAGUUCGAAGGCACGAUAUGCGCGUCCAUCCUUACCAAAGGAUUGUGACCGCAGACCGAGGUUAGUUUAGUUCUGCAGUUCUUGUUUAUGAGAAAUGCGUUGGGUGGCCAUCAGAUUUGCAACACCACACCUGAUGGAAGUGCAGAUGUUUGCCUGCACGCCAGCUCAUUCCCUUUUCUAAACUAAUUUGUAAAACUGGACGGAGCCAAGCGUGGGGCGGCGUGGGCGGGGCUCGCCGCCCUGGCGCCCGUCCUGUUUCUGCGUGGUGGGCUCCAGCGGUCCGCACUGACGGGCGCCCACCGAAACAGAAAUUAGUCUGUUUGGGGAGCUACUAAAUUUUUACGUUGCCUUAAUUAUUUCUCAGUAAUAUUUUUGCUAAAAUUUGCCUUUUUAUUCUGCUGAAAUUUUGGGUUGGUAUUGCAAAAUGAACUGAGUGGAUGGUGCUUUCAUGCGAAGUCAAGGAAUAUAUGCCUCCUGUGUCCUUGUGGAGAAAACUGAAGAUUUAAUUUCCAUUUUCCUAUUUUGAUGAGAUAUUUGAGCCACUAUACAAAUGCAAGGGCAUACCUGUCAAGUUACCUGGCUGACAUCAGCAAAAUAAGGACUGUGAAGUCAACGUUGAUGCAGUUGGGUAUUUUUAUAAAUCAGAAAAUCAGUUCUCUUUGACCUGACAUUGUCUUGCCAAAAUGGAUCCUUUGAUUUCUGUCAUUUGCUGCUAAAAUACAUUAUCUGAAGGUAAACUUUCUUGAAGUUCUGUGGUGACGUAAAUCCAGCUCUCUGGAUUUCCUUCUAACGAACCUGUGACUGGAAAAUAAGUCUUCACUUUUCUCCUUUUCAACAGUUGUGAUUUGUGUCCUAUAUAUGCUCUUGGGCCCUUUUAUAAAUUAUUUAUGUUUAUUGAAUGGGAGUUUCGGUUUAUUGACACUGAGUUGUUUCCUGUGGUUUCCAUCAUAAGGUAAGGACUGCAGCAAGGCGGAAAGGAUUUGUUUAUAAGCUUCUGUCAUGGCACGUUUGCUCUCUGUGCAUGAAGUUGAUCAGAGUCCCUAGAGAUUAGUGGGGGAACGUUGUGGGCCUGUACCCCAGUCCUGCGCUUCCUGUGGACUCCGGAAGGACUCGCCUGCUGCUCAUGACCUGUCCACCUGAGAGCAGGCACCUUCCGAGACGUCUGCUGUUGGCCUAGCGACAUCCACGAUGAAAGGGCCCUGACGACUGUUCAUGUAGUGCAUACGUUGCUCAAAGUGGUUACUCUGUAGGCUAAAUAAAUAGACCCCACGCCCAGCGGUCAUCUGCGGCACAGCACUCGUUGUGCGUGCGUUGCCUGCGAGCGGAAACCACCUUUCGCAUCUGAGCGAGUCUCCUCGUGAGGAAGACAUAUUCCCAGAAAGCCACUAGAGGCUCAAAGAAGCCAGAUAAUUCCGUGAAUAAUGCUGAGCCUCUCCCCACUAGCUAAUGCCUAAUGCUUGUAAAGAGAACUUUUAAAAUAGGUUUUCUUCUGCUAGCCUUUCCCUUUCUGCUAGGCCCCUUCGAGGCAAUUUCUCCUGGUGUUGUUUUAACACAAAUAAUUUUUGGCCUACUCAAUACUCCAGUGCCUUGAGAUAGUUAAGAUAGGAAGAUUUGAUUGUAUUUGGAAAUGACAACACAUUCCGUGCAUGACUCUUCUGUAGUUAUAUGUGUUUUGAUUGGUCCUGUCACUGUUUUUCCUCAAAGCACAGUGUCAAUAAACCAAAAUUCUCCCUUUUUUAAUAACACAAUACUUGUAUACUGCUGUCACUGUCACUGUGUGCGCCCACUGGGUCUGAGGGAGAUGCCUGAAGUCCUUCACUUAAAUUAUUUUAUGAUACUACUGUUUUCUCUAUUUUUGAGGUUUUUUAUUAUUUUAAAAUGUCUUUUGAAGCAAAGAUUAAUAUAAACAUUCACUUAAUGCAAGGAAAUUCAACCCUUGGACACAUAACCAUGUAAUUCAAUAUAAGCAUUAGAGUACUGCAUGGUUGACAGAUAGCUCUUUACUAAAAACAAACCCACCUCUACACGUAAUUCCAAACUGAAUUUGAAACCGUUAAAAGACCAACUGACUUUUAAGUUAAUGAACCCUAAGUGAAUUUUGCACAGUUGAACGCCUGUGUGCACUGUGGAGGCUAGGACUUGGCAGAGGAUGUAUCGGGGUCCCCGGGUGUAUGUAAAUGGUAGCUUGCUUUGUUUCCGAAUUCCUCACUCAAAGAACUUCAGAGUUUUUCUGAAUAAUGAUUUUGCAAAAGGCAUCAUUUACAUAGUUUGUAUAAAGAUCUUAAUACAGUUUUAAUCAAAAUCUUAAGUAAUAUCAAAAAUGCUUUAAGAUUCUGUUACUUCUGGAGCACCUAUAAAAUGAUAAGCCUACAUUGUGUUAAAUACUUAUUUUCUUUGAUUUUGGAAUAGCAAUUUUUGUUGCAAAUAAAAGGCUAUGUAAUUUCAAGGGAAGAUUUGGUCCCAUUGAACAUAGCGUAUUUGCAGAGUAUUUAUGCAGCAUCCUAAACGAUAGACUAGAGAAGGCAUUUUUGCUACAUGACGAUGAACAGUCCACCCUCUGCUGAUUCAGCUGCCUCCGAGCAUCACCCCUCCCGGGUGUGGUUUCUGAAGUGGCACAGAACCCGCCUUGCACUGACGACCUUUUUGUUCACACCUCCUCUGCCGUAGUCACAGUGGCAACAGUGCAGAAAAGUCUAGCAAACCUCAGAGUAUAGUAGAAAUACUUAAGCUGUUGAAUACGUCUUAAAAAUCAUACUACUGUUAAGUGGACCAAGUUUGGUGAGCAGAAGGUGACAGGUUGAUGAAGGGUCGGACAACUUGGGAACGGUAACUUUUCCACUUGAGAACUACUUUGUGUUUUACUGUAAUUUUUAAAUUUUUUUUGUUUUGUUAUUUUUCAAAAGAAAAUAGUAUUUACAGGUGGCUUCUUUUAAAAUAUAAAGAUAUAAGGCAGGAAUGUAUAUGAAAUGUCAGAUUUUAUUGUAUUUGCAGAGUAUUAGCUUUGAAAUUGAAUAAAGAAAGCUGUGUGUAGUUUUAAAAUGCCUUAUUGGUAUCAAUUAGAAAUUUCUUCUAUUUUUUGAUGUACUUAGAGCUUUUUGAGUAUAGAGUUUUAAAUGGCAGGAUUUUACAGUGUUUACAUGCAAGUGCAUUUUGUAAGUGUUCUAUAUGUGUACAAUAGUAUUUUCAACUGGAAAGCGGGCUAGUGCGGAAGGCCCGCCCGCGGCCAGGCCCGCGAUGUUGCCCCGUGCUGGUCUGCAGUCUAGUGCCGCUUGUACCAUGAGGCCCAGAAACUCCAUGUUGUCUGUAAAUAGAAUCAUUGAAAAGCAAUAAACAUUUAUUGAACAAAAGAAACCUUGUUUGGCCCAGAGUUUAUGUUGAACCAAAUUGUUCAUAGAAAACCAAAUUUCUUUAGCUCCAUUUCUGUUAAUCAUCAGUUAUUAAUAAUCACAUCCAUCAUUAAUAGUUGCUUUAAUGCUUGCAUCUGAGAGAAUACUAAUGCUCAAUAGCAGUCAGAUACUGGUAACUGCACUGACUGUUCAGAGUUCCGUGUACGGGGCCUAUUCAUCGUGGUGUUUUCCAAUCUCCUUCAUUGACUGCUACUAACGAUUAGUUGUUAGUUGUAUUUUAUUUCUAUUUUCCCCGUUAACCAGUUUUUUUGUUUUUGUUUUUUUUUUUUUGGUUUUUUUUUUUUUUUUUUGUGGGAGUGGGCUCUCCUUCAUUUGUUCAAAUCAUGAUAUAAAAUUGUCAUGAUUUUUAUUGUAUUCUGUAGAUGGUGUCGAUCAGUUUGUCAGAAUUAAACAUGCUUUUUUAUUAGUUGUGAUUAGUUUUCAUGUUGUCAUUAAGCCGUCACUAGCUGAGACUAAUCUCUUCUCUAUCUUUUUUUUUUUUUU